Messenger RNA from Sorex araneus (European shrew), 478 nucleotides. It is a transcript of the gene HBM, whose product is annotated as hemoglobin subunit mu. The record is from RefSeq and is a predicted model, not a curated record. NCBI's taxonomy places the organism in Eukaryota, Metazoa, Chordata, Mammalia, Eulipotyphla, Soricidae. The coding region runs from base 27 to 452 and encodes 141 amino acids. Gene Ontology annotation, cellular component: blood microparticle; haptoglobin-hemoglobin complex; hemoglobin complex. Gene Ontology annotation, biological process: oxygen transport; hydrogen peroxide catabolic process. The transcript has 3 exons. Gene Ontology annotation, molecular function: haptoglobin binding; heme binding; oxygen binding.
CCCCUAGUGUUCGCCACGCCUGCGCCAUGCUCAGCGCCCAGGAGCGCGCGCACAUCGCACGCGUCUGGGAUCUCCUGGCCGGCCACGAGGCGUCCAUCGGGGCUGAGCUGCUGCUAAGGCUCUUCACGGUAUACCCCAGCACCAAGAUCUACUUUCAGCACCUGGGAACCUGUCCUGAUGAGACGCUGCUGCUGAGCCACGGGCAGAACAUGCUCCGUGCGGUGGGAGUGGCCGUGCAGUACCUAGACAACCUGCGCGCCGCCCUGAGUCCCCUCGCGGACCUGCACGCGCAAGUACUCCGCGUAGACCCCGCCAACUUCCCGCUGCUGAUGCAGUGUUUCCAGGUGGUGCUGGCCUCACACCUGCAGGACGAGUUCACAGUGGAGAUGCACGCGGCGUGGGACAAGUUCCUGACCGCCUUGGCGGUGGUGCUGACAGAGAAGUACCGCUGAGUCGCACCUGCUAGCUGUUGGUCCGG